AAUGGAGAUACUCGAAUCUGAAAUGUAAGGACUAUGGAGCAACCAAGACCACUUGAUGCAGUAUCUGAAAGAAGAUUAUAAAAAAGGAGAGGAAUGGAUCAAAACAAUUAAGAAGAUAAAUAACUGUUUAAUGAAUCCUUCAAAAUUUGGGAAGAAAUGCGCAGCAAGAAUGACAAAUCAAAUGAAGUGCGUGUUGAACAAAAUUAGAGCAACAAUUGAAAGGUUUGGAGAGUUCUUCAAAAAGAAUUGAAGAAAAGGUAACAAAGAGAAC
Paramecium sonneborni is the source of this 271-nucleotide messenger RNA. The record is from the annotation of a GenBank genome assembly. Lineage: Eukaryota; Ciliophora; Oligohymenophorea; Peniculida; Parameciidae.